Dovyalis caffra is the source of this 2223-nucleotide messenger RNA. Lineage: Eukaryota; Viridiplantae; Streptophyta; Magnoliopsida; Malpighiales; Salicaceae. The record is from the annotation of a GenBank genome assembly.
AUGUGCGGUGGUCCCGAGCAGUCGGCUAAAUCAUCAUCGACUUCGACUCCAUCUGCUGUAGAAACUACACCUAUUACCAAAGAUAUGGAUUGUCUAACUGUAGAAACCGAAGAUUCUUUCUCUAGCUUUCUUGAACUUGCUGCUAACAAUGAUGUCGAAGGCUUUAAGAGAUUUAUACACUGGGAUGCUUCCUCAAUUAACGAGGCUGGUUUUUGGUAUGGCCGCCGAAAAGGGUCGAAGCAGGUUGUUCUUGACCAAAGAACUCCUCUUAUGGUUGCUGCUACUUACGGUAGCCUUGAUGUUCUUAAGCUCAUUCUGGAACAUACUAAGGCUGAUGUGAAUCUGGCUUGUGGAACUGACAAAACUACUGCUCUUCAUUGUGCUGCUUCUGGUGGAUCUAUUAAUGUAAUUGAUGUGGUUAAGCUGCUAUUAUCAGCAGGUGCAGAUCCUACUUGCCUCGACGUCAAUGGAGAUCGUCCUGGUGAUGUUAUUGUUGUUCCUCCAAAGCUACAGAGCAUGAAAGUCGCCCUCGAAGGGCUUCUCUCAAAAACUGAUUCUGAUAGUUUUGUUGCAGAACAAGAUUUUAAUGCCUCUCCUAUUCGCAAUUUACGGGUCUCAAUUAGCAACUCAAAUUCUAGCUCACCGACUCUUUCUUCAUCACCAGAAAAUGGUUCACCACGUUCUCCCUCUCUGCUGAUCUAUUCUCCAAGCGUCUCAAAGUUCAAUAAUCUGCCUGCCAACUCUACAUCGGAGAAGAAAGAAUAUCCAAUUGAUCCAUCUCUACCUGACAUCAAGAACAGCAUCUAUGCAACUGACGAGUUCCGCAUGUUCUCAUUCAAGGUUCGCCCAUGUUCCCGGGCAUACUCUCACGAUUGGACUGAGUGUCCAUUUGUUCACCCAGGAGAGAACGCACGUCGAAGAGAUCCACGAAAGUUUCACUACAGCUGCGUGCCGUGCCCUGAUUUUCGUAAAGGGGCUUGUAGGCGUGGGGAUAUGUGUGAAUAUGCACAUGGGGUUUUUGAGUGCUGGCUUCACCCAGCUCAAUACCGAACUCGGCUCUGCAAAGAUGGCACAAGCUGCAAUAGGCAAGUCUGCUUUUUUGCCCAUACACCUGAGGAGCUCAGGCCCCUGUAUGUUUCUACAGGAUCUGCUAUCCCUUCUCCUCGAUCAUCUCAGUCUGCAGCCAGUGUUAUGGACAUGGCUGCUGCUCUGAGUCUUCUGCCUGGUUCCCCAUCAUCAGUCUCUGCUAUGUCCCCAACCCCAUUCAAUCAACCUAUGUCUCCUGCUGCAAAUGGCAUUUCUCUUUCAUCUGUUGCUUGGCCACAGCCAAAUGUACCCACGCUUCAUCUUCCGGGAAGCAACCUUCAAUCCAGCCGCUUGAGAUCAUCCCUUAAUGCCCGAGAUAUCCCACCUGAAGAUUUUAAUUUGUUGCCGGGUUUUGAUUCCCCACAACAGAUUUUAAAUGAUUUAACAUGUUUUUCACAGUCGCGAAACAAUUCUGCUUCUUUCAUUCGUUCUGGUCGGUCUAAAACACUAACUCCUUCAAAUCUUGAGGAACUAUUUACUGCUGAAAUGUCUUCUCCUAGGUAUUCUGACCAAGCAGCUGCUGUUUUCUCUCCAACACAUAAAGCAGCUUUUCUCAAUCAGUUGCAACAGCAGCAGAGCAUGUUAUCACCUGUCAGCACAAGUGUGUUCUCCCCAAAAAAUGUUGAGCACCCUCUACUGCAGGCUGCAUUUGGUGUUGGAUCCCCUGGAAGGAUGUCACCAAGAGGCAUGGAGCCCAUCUCUCCAAUGGGAUCUCGACUUUCUUCUCUUGCUCAGCGAGAGAAGCAGCAGCAGCAGCUACGUAGCCUCAGCUCAAGGGAUCUGGGAUCCAACAACCCUAUGGCUUCCGUGGUUGGAUCUCCUGUAAAUUCUUGGUCCAAAUGGGGAUCCCCUAAUGGGAAAGUAGACUGGUCGGUAAAUGGAGAUGAAUUGGGUCGUUUACGGAGAUCCUCAUCCUUCGAGCUUGGAAACAAUAACAGUGAGGAGCCUGACCUAUCAUGGGUCCAAUCUCUUGUCAAGGAAUCACCUCCUGAGAUGUUGAAAGAGAAGCUUGCAAUUCCAGUACCCGGUACUGCAUCACCUGGUGUGGGAUUGAGUUCAAAUUCUCAAAUUGAUUCUGUUUUAGAAUCUUGGCUUGAGCAAAUGCAAAUUGAUCAGCAGCAACAGCUUGUAGUCUGA